CCUUUGGGUGCCAGUUUUGCCCCUGCUCCUAGAUGGCGCUAAAGCGACACCGAAGGUAAGACGAGAGUUUCCUGAGUGACUUGUCGUGUCUUCACCUGUCCAGACACCGACGGGUAAGUGAUUAACAUCGUCCUCGGUUUUUCUUUCCUCUCUGUUCCAUAAAGCAAAAGGAUGUAAAUGGCAGUAGGUCUUUCGGUUAAAGAUGGAAGCUUGGCUUGUCUCUUAACUUUCCGAUGUUUAAGCGGUCAUUUUGCGGGAAUGAUUUACCUGGAACUGCGAAUGGCACACAGUCCGUCAUGGAGCGACAUUCAGAAGCGCGUAUAACUGCGCCAAGCAGAUGAAGAAGACUUUCUGUUCGCAAGCGAAGCUCUGCAUCUGCACAAAUUCAGCGCACCGAGGAGAAAGGCCCUAGGAUAGCGCCAAACCAACACGUGCUGGGAUGUCAUUCCGAAGUACUGGUGGGGACCUUGUCCCCCAGGAUGUGGCACAGGUGGUGGCCCAGGUGAAACAGGCGAACCGAAGCAGGAAGCCACGUAUUGGCUCCAUCAUCCGGGCCUUCAGCUGGAUCAAGGGCAAAAGGAAGAGGAGGAAGAAGAAGAAGAGCAGUGUGCAGCACCGCAGCGGGGGUCUGGCUGAAGGUCACCAGCAAGUGUCUCCUGGCAAGGAGGAUGCUGUUCAUUCCACAGCAACACAGCACUUUCCAGAGAAUGUCUUUGUGGAAGGCUUCCGACCACAGCACCUGGAGGAGCUACACAGUGAGGCUCAGGAAGGGCUCAAGAUCCAGCAGCAGGAAGAAAAAGAGAAUGAAAUGGACUUCCAAGAUGACCAAAGUGUCAGUUCAUCUGUGGCCCUUCAACCAGAGGAUGACAGUUUUAGCCAGAGGAGGGAUUCACUGCAGUCCAGGAGCAUCGCUGCUGAAACAGCAUCUACCAUUUCCACACGAUCCAUAAGGUCAACACGCUCGAUACGGUCCCAAGGAUCUACAUUCCGACCACUCAACUUGGGGAAAGAAAGCCCAGGAGAAGACCCCCAGAGAAAAGCCCGGGGCACCACAGUCAUCCCCCAACACAUCCAGCAGGAGCUGGGUUUGGAUCGUGCAGCAUUGCCAAAGCACGUUGUGGACGGGCAGCUCUCAAACGGAGGAGACGCGGCCACAUCCUGCAGCCAGCAGUUGGCACAUGUUCACCUGCCAGGAGAGGAGCACCAGCUGCGAAGCCACAACCUACAGACAGCGCAUGGGGAGGAGGGGCAGCCUACGCAUGAGGUGGACCCCCAGUCACUGGCUGCCCCAGGAAUCACCACUGACGGCCUCCUCCAGACACCCCCCAGCCCCGUUAUGUAUAUCUCACCACAGGCCACCUAUCUGUCCAAGAUCAUCCCCAAUGCUGUGCUGCCAGUUGACGUGGAUGUGGUGGAGAUAAGCCGCACGCGGAGCCGCAGCAGCUUGCGCACACUCAGCAAAAGCAGCUUGGUUUCAGCUAGCCCUGCCCCCUCACGCGCAUCUGAGCAUUACAACCGAUACGACCGCUAUGAGCUAUCCUCUCGUGGCUCCACUUGGAGCAAGUCUGGCUCUUCAGACACUCUUGUGUCUGACUCCUCCAGUGCCUCCUCCCAGGGCAGCGGAAGCACACCUCGCGCCCCCAGCAGAGGAAGCAGUAUGCCAGAGAGGCACUGUAAGCCAGCCAUGGAUCAGGUUAGCAUCAUCAGUUCCAUCAGCUGCAUCAGCAGUACCUCUGGAAACCAGGUUGUCAAUGGAAAGAGGCCAGAGCUAAGAGAAAUCGCCAGCGAGAUGCGGCAGGACCGUUCCUCACUAAGAAGCCUGUCAGUGACCAAAACAAAAAGGGCGCCACCCCCACCACGAAGAACUAACUCACUGCACCAGGAAAAGUUCAAGUCACACAAUCAAUAUGCAGUGGACCUGGAGGGUUUAUUAGCAAAAACCGUGUCUCCCUACAGUGGUUACACCAACCAAGAUGGCACACCCACCAAUGGUACGAACCCUGGGUGCCCUAGAAACCAAAGGUCACAGCCUGCUAAACUGCCGCCAGUUAAGCUAUUGUCUGCGAUAUCAGAACCCAUCCAGGACACAACAACAGGCUGCCCCUAUGUGAUCCCAUUCCCAGGAAAUAAUGCUGCAUCUCCCUCAGCUGCUGUUUCACUCAAGGAUUUAUUUGACAUUCCGCAACCUCCACAGGUACAGGCACCACUGUGUCCACCCCCAGAGACAUGGCUGCACAACGGCCGCAUCGUGAGCCUAUUGUGUAGUCCUAGUGCCGGGAGGCCAUCAGUACAAGAGGAAUGGCAGCAGCAAAGCAAUGCUCCCUUCCCCAAAAAUGGAGAACUCUUCCACAAUGGGAUGACAGGUUUUUCUUCAGGAGAAAACAACACAUCCUCUUCCAUCAAAGGGGACCUGACAUUAAUACUUAGAGAUUCAAAAAGUGUCUGUGAAGGGAAGCCCAAGAAUACAGAUAUGCAGGAGAUAGAGCAGGAAAAGUCAGUGCUUCAGAAAGGGAGCCUGCUACAAGUUUCAAAAGAGAGCAGCUUAAAAGUACAUGAAAAAGAGCCUGAAGAAGCUCAGGCUCACCUCAGGACACUAAGGAAAGGAAUAUUCAGCCUGGGUGCUCAGAAAAAGGAAAAGGCAGAUCGACAGUCACACAAGAAGGAGCCAGCGAUGAAGAUGAGCAAGAAAGGUAGCUCUUCUCUCAGAGGACAAUCAGAGAAGGUGACAGAAGGUUCAAGACAUAGGAUGGGGAUGAACAUAGUUCCAGGACCAAAGGAGUCCUCAGUCACACUAACAAACGUAGAUACUUUAGAUUCUCUACAGGAUGAAAGGUCUAUACAGAUUCUCUCUGUUGAUGUUCCCAGGCCAGUCACAGUCUCCCCACCCCCAUCUCCUCCCCCAGCUCAUCUGCCCCCUCCUCCUCCUGCUGCUAGACAUACCCCAGUGUCCUCAGUUGAGCACCUGCCCCCAGAGACCAUAUCAAUCCCACCUCUUCUGCAGGAUAUUCCACCCCCACCAAAGCAAGCACCACCCCCACCCCCAGUUAUGAUCCCACCCACACAUCCUCUUACUGUAUUCCCUGAAAAUAUCCCACCACCGCCAAAGCAAGCACCACCUCCACCUCCAGCUUCAAUGCAUCCAACACCACCCCUUAACAUCACUCAGGAGUGUAUCCCUCCACCCCCAGUUACAAUCCCUCCGGCACCACCCCUUAACAUCACUCAGGAGCGUAUCCCUCCACCCCCAGUUACAAUCCCUCCGGCACCACCCCUUAACAUCAUUCAGGAGCGUAUCCCUCCACCCACAGUUACAAUCCCUCCGGCACCACCCCUUAACAUCACUCAGGAGCGUAUCCCUCCACCCCCAGUUACAAUCCCUCUGGCACCACCCCUUAACAUCACUCAGGAGCGUAUCCCUCCACUCCCGGUUACAAUCCCUCCGGCACCACCCCUUAACAUCCCUCCACCCACGGUUACAAUCCCUCCAGCAUCACCCCUUAACAUCACGCAGGAGCAUAUCCCUCCACCCCCAAUUACAAUCCCUUUGGCACGACCCCUUAACAUCACUCAGGAGCGUAUCCCUCCACCCACGGUUACAAUCCCUCCAGCACCACCCCUUAACAUCACUCAGGAGCAUAUCCUUCCACCGCCGGUUACAAUCCCUCCGGCACCACCUCUUAACAUCACGCAGGAGCAUAUCCCUCCACCCCCAAUUACAAUCCCUUUGGCACCACCCCUUAACAUCACUCAGGAGCAUAUCCUUCCACCGCCGGUUACAAUCCCUCCGGCACCACCCCUUAACAUCACUCAGGAGCGUAUCCCUCCACCCCCAGUUACAAUCCCCCUAGCAGCCCCCCUUAAUGUUCCCCAAAAGGGUUUGCUUCUACCCCCAAUUACAAUCCCUCUGGAACCACCCCUUAACAUCCCACAGGAAGGUAUUCCACCUCCACCCCCAAUUACAAUCCCGGGUGCAUCACUCAGUAAAAUCCCACAGGAGGGUAGUGCUCAUCCACCUCAGGUUACAAUCCCUCUGGCAGCACCCUACAAUGUUACCCAAGAGGAUAUCCCUCCUCCACCCCCUAUUACAGUCCCUCAGGCAUCACCCAAUGAUGUUCCUCAAGACAGUAUCCCUCCUCGACUCCCAAUUACAAUCCCUCAGGUAUCAGCCCUUUACAUCCCACCGGAGGGUACCCCUCUUCCACCCCCAGUUACAAUCCCCUCCUCAUUACCCCUUAAUAGUCCACAAGAGAGUAUCCCUCCUCCACCCCCAGUUUCAAUCCAGCCAGCACAACCUCCUAACGUCUCACAUGAGGAUAUCCCUCCUCCACCUCCAGUUACAAUUCCUCAGGCACCCCCUCUUAAAAUCCAACAGGGAGAUAUCUUUCCUCCAGCCCCAGUUAUAAUCCCUCCAGCACCUCCCCUUAGUGCUCCCCAACAGAGUAUCCCUCCUUCACUCCUACAUUCAAUCCUGCCAGCAGCACGUAUUAAUAUUUCCCAUGAGGGUAGCACUUCUCCACCUCCACCUUCAGGCCAAUCAGCACCAUUAUCUGACAUGCACCUUGCAACCCCUUUGCUUGAAGAGGUGAAAUCUAGUUCUAGAGAUCAGACGGUGCCUCCAGCGCAUGAUUGUAAGUGCAAAGACUUUGUGACAAUCAGCAAGAGCAUUCCUCUUCCAAAGGAGGACUGUAGCCUUCCCAUCUCUCCCUCUCUUCUCCAGAAGAUCCAACCGAACCACAUUCAGUUUUCAGACAGCCCAGAAGGAGGUGGCUCUGGAGUCAAUGGAACUGUUCAGGAACAGAGCAGUGCUGAUGGUCAAUGUGCGCCUAAGAAGCCAAUCUACAAGUUCCUGUCUGGAACAUCACCAUUGCCAACAAUUUCAUCUCCCCCAAUAGCAACUCCUGUCACUGUAUCUACUCUGCAAAAUGUAACAUCUACAACAGCCACCAAAAAGUCUAUGAUGCCCUCUGAUAUGCCCACACAGCCCGCUGUAACAUCCGCUCCACCCUCAAUAGCUAUACCUCCCAUGAUUUCAGGUCUGCCCAUCCUUACCCCACCCACCACAACACAAGUGACUGUCUCUUUGAAUGUGACACCUGCAGCAAUCGUUUCUGCUACAAAUCCUGCUCCAUCUAAUGGGACACCUGUUCAGUCCAACAUAAUGCCUGCUACAUCUGCACUUAUCUUGCCUCCAACAUCUACUCCACCCACCAGGACAUCUGCAAAGUCAUCAAUAAAAUCUAACCUGCCAAGGCUGGUACCUGCUCAAUGCUCUUUGAUGACUUUAGUAUCUGCAAAUAAGUCCACUGCUGCUACAGCCAAUACCCCCUCAAUGCGGCUUCAGGAAGCCAUCCGCAUGAAGACGGCGGCCAUGUCCACAAGAGAUGGGCCUAUGGCUCGACUCAACCUCCCAAUACCCACCUCCCCAUCAUCUCCACACUCACCAGAAGGGAGUGACCUGUACAAGUCGCCAGCCUCCACUGCUAGUUUCAUCUUCUCUAAGUCCACUAAGAAGACCAUCAUACAGGCACCGUCAUCCUCUGAGGAGCAGUCAAAUUUAGAUAAAGCUUUAACAGCGGGGCUGGGCUCUGACUUCCUUGGGGGGCACCUGGGAACCAGCAAAGUGCCACCACCUGUUGCCAAGAAACCAGCAGCACACUUCCCCUGCAGCUCAGACAAGCUGGGGAUCAAGAUGAAACCUGGUUUGGCCUCAAGUGCUGAGGUCAACAGGGCAGAAGAGCAAGAGAGAACAGCCAAACUGCAAGGAUAACCAAAGGGUGGCAGCGCAGGAAGCAGUGCAUCGCCUACAGCCGUGACUCCGGCAGUCAUUGCAGUGGACAAGCACAAGUAGAGGAAAAAGUCUCCAUGUCCUGAAUAAGGAGUAGUGGGGCUGCCUGUGGCCUAAGAAGUGCAGGUGGCAUUUUUCAUGCUGUAACUUUAUUUUGGAACAUUUUCUGAGAUGUAUAGAGCAAGUUCUCAAUAAUAACUUAACUUUAGUUCCUCCGAAUUUGGGUCUUAUGCUUGAUCAGGUCACUGUAGUGGUCAGACUGUGAACCACUGCAGGCAUAUUCUCUGUCUAUGUGUCCUUUAAAUAACACAAAGCUGUUUUUCUUGUCACAAAUAUGCACUUUUCUUUUGGGCUGCUGCUGAAAUGACUAUUUACAUUGUUUUACCUUCAGCAGUUGUACAUAUUAAUGUUUAUGUUGAUUAAACUUAAUUAGCAGACCCAAAAAAGGACACCAAAAGAAAUGAUCAUCCAGCAAUUUCUUUCUUGGCUUUAGUGGAAAAAUACUUUGUACUAUGGGGUAACAAUUAAUAAUAAUGAUAAUGUAUAUGACAAAGGACUUCAGCAUACUAAACCAAAUGAAAUGUGUUAAAAAAUAAAAAGGCACUUUGUUUAGCAGAA
Molecule: messenger RNA, 6403 nt
Organism: Paramormyrops kingsleyae
Lineage: Eukaryota; Metazoa; Chordata; Actinopteri; Osteoglossiformes; Mormyridae
Biological process (GO): cell differentiation
Source: RefSeq, a predicted model, not a curated record